This is a messenger RNA of Haemonchus placei, 1221 nucleotides long. Lineage: Eukaryota; Metazoa; Nematoda; Chromadorea; Rhabditida; Trichostrongylidae. The record is from the annotation of a GenBank genome assembly.
GUUUCUCUAAACGUCGGCUUCAUGUUUGGUCGUUUGAACAAUGGCUGGUCACACAUGGUCGUCUAUGGUUUCGCCUAUCCGAUGCUUCUUCUCACACUGAUUGCUCCCCUGUGUGCGGUGAUGUUAGGCAUGGGGAAGCGAGAGAAACGUGAAGGUGACCGCCGAUAUCCAAAUCCACUUUAUCAGAUGAUUUGGUUGUUAUCUUUCUGCGGAUGGGUGAGUGUGCUGGCACCGUUGCCGUUCACUGUGUGGUACUAUAUCAUUGGUGAAGGAACUAGAUCUCUUAAUCAAUCCGUCGUUAUGUGCCAUGUAUUCCGUACGACCAUGGAAGCGAUACCACAUACUAUCGAUACCAUGAUGACACUUUUCAGUGUGUUGCUGGCAGCAGCAAGGUUCCUAACCCAAUAUCAUCGGAAUACGUUGAAGCUUCGAACAGUGGAGCGGUUUUCGCGAGCGAUUUGGCUGAUUAUUUUUGUAUGUGUUGCGACGGGAUUGUUGAGGUUCUUCGAGCAUGACACAACCGUAUACCAGUUUUGUAUGGACACUGAGCCAACACCGCAGUGGGCAGCUCGCUGUAUGGUACGAGACGGAGCUUUGAUGAGCAUACUAACAAGAUCAUUCUGGAAGGUUUUUCUACCCUUAUCGGACUUCGUUGUUCAGUUCCUUAUACCUGGCUGUCUGCUGGCACUUCUUCAUGUCGGAUUCAUACGAGAACCUGAAAUUGAUAUGGGAGAUAUGACCAGACAUAACCGAUUUGGUCGUACACCACGCGAUCAAACUCGAAUAUUGAUAACGACGGUUACGAUUGCUUUUCUCGUCGUACAAGUGCCGACUGCCUUCAUCACGACUCUCAGUCUCACCAUUAAUCACUUCCAAAACAAUAAUGCUCUGAUGAUACUUGCCUUGGUGACUGGUCACCUACAACCUAUGCUUUCAAUAAUAACAAUUGCAGCAAAUUCAGCUGCACUUCUGACGGCGUACUAUGUAAUUGUUAAGGAUGACGACAUCGACGUUGGAGAUUCACGUACUUCGUUAUCGGAAACGGAGGGACCGCAUGAAAUGUUGCUACGACAGCAACGAGAGCGUCGUAGCACAAGGCAAGUGUGGAACAGCAUUCGAAGGAUUUCAAGGACCUAUCUCAGUGUCAGUCAUUCAUUCGACACUGGUUCGUUGCGUUCGUUUUCACGAAAAGGAUCUGCAGUACCAGAUGACGUAUUAUGA